AUCCUCUCUUCAUAUAAUUAUAUACUCUUAAUUAGCUUAAGCAUUCCUUGUUAUACUUCCCAAAAAUAAAAAUGGAAAAACUUGUCCUUCCCCUAAUUUUACUUGUCAUUUUCUCUAUCUUAGUUGUUGAAUCCGGUGCAAUCGUGCCUAAAUUUGUAGAGUCACAAUGCAAGCGCACUCGUUAUCCAGGUCUAUGCGUGAGUUCUCUAUCGACCCAUUUAAAUCCAACGUCACAAGAUCCUCCAGAAAUAGCUCAAGCUGCUUUAAAAGUGAGCAUAGUUAAGGCAGUAUACACAAAAAACUAUUUGCAAAUUGUGUCCAAAGAACUCAAACAAAAAAAGGCUAAGGAAUAUCAAGCGGUGAAAGAUUGUUUAGAUCAAAUGUCAGAUAGCGUUUCUCAGCUUACAAAUUCAUUCAAAGAGUUUGAACACAUGAAGAGUGCAGAAUAUAGUGAAGGGGAUUUUGAUUGGUGUCAAAGCAAUGUUCAAACUUGGCUAAGUACUGUGUUGACUGACACAUAUAUUUGUAUGGAUGGGUUUUAUGGGUACCCAAUGGGUGGUAAAAUGAUGGCUAUGAUUAAAGCUAGGGUACUUAAUGUUGCACAAGUUACUAGCAAUACUUUGGCUUUGUUUAAUGGAUUUGCAGCUUGGCAUAGGGCUAAUUCUAAUGGUGGUACUGGUGGCUAUGGGAAAAAUAAACCUUAAAGAAGGUUACAUAUAUACAAAAAAUAUUUAUGAGAGUGUUUUAGCUAGCUAGUUGUGAUGGGAAUUACUUUUGAGUCUUGGUGGUGUAUACAUAGAAUAUGUUUGUAAACUUGAAUAAUAUCAUGAUGAAUCAAUAUGUGAAUAUGAUCAUAU
This is a messenger RNA of Solanum dulcamara, 857 nucleotides long. RefSeq names its product 21 kDa protein-like. Gene Ontology annotation, biological process: negative regulation of catalytic activity. The coding region runs from base 72 to 704 and encodes 210 amino acids. Gene Ontology annotation, molecular function: enzyme inhibitor activity. Lineage: Eukaryota; Viridiplantae; Streptophyta; Magnoliopsida; Solanales; Solanaceae. The transcript has a single exon. The record is from RefSeq and is a predicted model, not a curated record.